UACACAGAGAAACCCUGUCCCAAAAAAAAACCAAAAAAAAAAAAGGCAUAAAAUGUUUUGAAUCAUAAAUGGGGAUAUGUGAAAGAUCUCGAAGCCAGAGUCAUUGAGGAGCCAGGAAUUGUUAAGUAACCUUCCCUCUUUGGAGAUAAUUUUAGUUUCCUGUGAGAGAAUGAAGGCGAUCAGUAUAUUAUUAGAUUCACCGUUUCUGUCAGUGAUACUGUCCUACAAGACUAUAGUUGAGCAUUGCAACCAGAACACUAAUGUUGAUUCAGUCAAGACAGAGAACCCUUCUGUAUGGAUCCUCUCGAAGCCAGUAGUGUUUGGAUUUGUUUCCUUUAUGCCUCCAGAACUGUCACUUUAAGUACUUUGUAUCAGCAGACCAGCUUAAGCUUGCUUUUCUGGCCUUGAAGGUUAAGUCCUUUUAGUAAGAAUGCGCCAGUGAGUCCAAUGGGUAACACACAGGCACACCACAGUAAAUGGAUGCAGUCAGUAAAAGGCCAGUGCCAUUCAGACAGACCCCGAGGCCACGGCCCUGCUAGGACUUCUCUUGAGUUAGCUGCCUCAUGGUCGGGUUGUUUCCUUCUAGACCUAACAAGCCAUGGUUAUCUCGGGUCUCAGCCAUGGAUGCGUUUAGCCCUUGUAGAAGAGCGAGUCCUUUUGUUAUCAAGCCAUUAAACCCACAGUCCAUCACUUCCCAUGGGUGGAUGAACUCCCAAAGUCUUGACCAUAUGCCGCGGAAUCUACACACAGGUAGCACGGCUUCUCUUGCUGCCAGGAUGAUCCUCACACCUGCGCUGUAACUCUCGUUCCCCUGUGGCCUUCCAGCCAGGAGUGUGGUCCUCAGACCUGCCUUCUCAGCAGAGUGCCCUGGGGGGAAAGAACCAGCAGGCUCCUGGAAACAUGCUGAGAACACCCAGAGCUUCCCCACGCCUCGAAAGCUGUGCCCUGCUGCCCGGGAGCUUGCUUCAGUAGCCUUCAUUCCCUGCCCACCAUGGCAACCACCAAUAGCAGUGUGGGCAUCCGUUGGUCCAGACAGGAGACACGAACUCUUCUCUCCAUCCUAGGUGAGGCAGAGUACAUCCAGCGCCUCCAGACUAGGCAUCACAAUGCAGAUGUCUAUCAGGCCGUGUCUAGGCGAAUGCAGCAGGAGGGCUUCCGCCGCACUGAACGCCAGUGCCGCUCCAAGUUUAAAGUUCUGAAGGCAUUGUAUUUAAAGGCCUACGUUGCCCAUGCCACAAGUAUGGGGGAUCCACCGCACUGCCCAUUUUAUGAUACGUUGGAUCAUCUUCUUCGAAACCAGAUAGUGACUGACCCAGACAACUUAAUGGAGGCUGCUGCUUGGGCCAAGCACUGUGAUCAGAAUUUGGUAGCCUCUGACAAGCCAGGGCAAGAGGGCACCAGCAUUCGGGAAACGAAAAGGAUACAGGCAGCUUGUCAUCAGCAUAUUUUGCAAACAGUUAAGGAAUCAAAUGAGGAUUAUCACCUAAGAAUCAGUGACCAGACACAAGAAGCCACAAGUGACCUUGAGGGCUCCUGGGAUGACUCCUUGGGUGCAGGGUGCUCUCAAGGGACCCCCAGCUACAGCAGCUCCCACCACCUUUUCAGAGGUGCAGUUGCCCCCUGUCAAAGCAACCCCAUGACCAGACUGGGUGUGUCGAGGGAGUGGAGUCCCUGCACCAGCACCAGCCGCAACCCUCCUGGGGCAGCCUCCACACCACAGCCUCCAGGCUCUUCCUCAAGGGUUGCUUUUCUCUCUGGUGGGGAUAGACCUCUGACCAGGGAGCCCUCUCCAAGGUGGGCCAGGCGAAGAAGGCGCUCAGUGGCCAGGACCAUUGCAGCUGAGUUGGCAGAAAACAGGAGGUUGGCGAGAGAACUCUCCAAGAUAGAGGAAGCGAAGCUGGACAGGUUGAUUGCUAUUGGUGAGGAGGCCAGUGCCCAGCAAGACACUGCCAAUGAGCUGCGCAGGGAUGCUGUCGUCGCAGUCAGACGCUUGGCCACAGCAGUGGAAGAAGCAACUGGGGCUUUCCAGCUAGGGCUUGAGAAGUUGCUUCAGAGGUUGAUUUCAAAUACCAAAAGCUAGGAACUGAUUGAAUGGACACCUUUCCCAAACUGGUACAAGUCUGUUUCUAACAACCACCUUCUGGAACCCUGGCUCCUUUCUGUGUCUUCAGACAAAAGGAGCAGAUGAACUGUUAAUACGCAGAGGAGUAGUGAGUCCUUUUUCCUAAGAUUCUCCACUAAUGGAAAGGCCCUUGAGGAAUGAGAGAGUGGCCUGGUAGAAACCAGAAGGAAUCAAAUCCAAGGGCUAGUUUGUUCUAGCUUCCUCACGGUGUGGGGCAAUUUUCUUUACCUCUACCAUGGUCUCAUCUGUCAAGGCAGAUCAGUAGUCAUCCCUGCCCUGCCUACCUCACAGGGUUGUUGUGAGGAUCAAGUAGUUUAUAGAUGUGAAAAGGUUUGAAAGCACUGUAUAAUGUAAGUUAUUAAUGCAUUUGCCCUUGGCUAAGGGGAGUGGGGUAAGCACAUUCGUUUACAGCAUACACAGGUAUAGCAGUGUCCUGUGACCUCAUUGCUUGAGUCUGUAUCUGUUUAAUUUGUUGGCCUCUUAGAUAGAGGUCUCAACUUCUUACAUCUCUCUGUGGCUCGCUAGUCUAGGCACAAUUGCAUUUGUGUCUUUGUCUCUUACAUUUUCACUGCUGUAUCCCUGACCUACCUACUAGCAAGCACCCCUUAGUCCAACCAGCUUUCUCUCUUUCAUUUUACUAGUUCCUGGUCUCUAGAGAUGAGCUUCUAUUUGAGCACUGUGGGAGGUAAUUGUCUCAUAUUGAUAGAUUUUGAUGAGGUAAAAUAGUGACUUUUAUGAAGUAGAAAAUGUAAGUAAAUUCUUUGCAUUUAGUAUUAUCUGAGGCUCUUUAAAUGCAUAAAUUGUGUGUUUACAUUGUGGUUGCCAUUUGAACAUGGAAAUAAUUUGGAUUAAUGCAUUUGCAUCAAUCCAUUUCCAAUAGCUUGUGGCUGAUUGACUUUGCUUCUGUUAGUGCGUGUUUUGUUUGGGCCCUACCAUGUAAUUGAGGGCAAGCCUAGAUUCAGAGGAACUUUUUUCCAAGUGACGUAACCAAGAGUUGGUAGGGUUAGUGCCUGAGGUGAUAGAGAGCAGCUCCCUUUGCUCUUCAGCCUGGAGAAUGCUGGAAGUGGUAAAGACCUCUGCCCACAGAUAGCUCUCUUUAAGCUCACGCCCCGAGCAAGUACACUCCCUGACCCAGGCACGUGUCCUGGAGAGGAGGUGGUGACAGUAAACCCAGCCCUGCGAGGUUGUUGGCCUUCACUGAACUGGUUCUGACUGAGUCUUGUAAAACUCUAGAAUCACAGAUAAGACUCUUGCGGAUUUAAAUGCCACUCAGAAGCCGGGGAGAAAAUGAACAGGUGUUGGGAGAGCUUUGGGAUUUUGGAGUAGGGCGGGGGAGUGUCACAUUGUAGUCAGGGGCUUAGUGGAAGCUGGACAUUUGAAUUAGUAAAGGAAAGGACAAAAACAAAACAAAAAAAUGGUGGGACCUCAUGGAACCAGGAGUGGGUGGCAAAGAGCAAGCUGUAGAGUGAGUGCUGGCUGCCUGAGCAGCGUGGUGUUGUGGAGUUCCGUGGUGUUGUGAAGUUCCGCUGGAAUCUGGCUAGACCGCCCAACUCCAGCCCCCACCCGCCACAGCUGCUGGCACUGGGGGCAACACUUACCCUUUCUGUGCCUCGAUUUCUUUUAUCUCCAAGUUGAGGAAUGUCUACUACAUUUUUAUAGUAUCUUUCAGUUCUAGAAUUUUAAAUAAUAUGGUAAAGGUAAAAAUGAGGUGAGCUAUUUAUAGUAUUUUCAGGCAGUGGCUGUUAAUGUACGUUUGAAAUACUGUUUAUGGCUGUAUUUAAAGGCACCCUCUAUAGUGUGGACAUUUAUCACUAUGCUGGUGAGAGCUCUAAGUAUUGUACUGGAUGGACACCCACUGAUGCCUUUCUUUCCUUGAAGUGGAUAUAUAAGUGUGUGUUUUCUUUUGUUUGAGACCAUGAUAUAGAAAGUGCAUAUCUGUUGUAACCAAAUAAAGCUAAUGUAGACCAUAGUAUUCUGGAAACAACAGAAAAGUAUUUAACUACCUAGUAAGGAUCUAAUGGUGGCAGUGUGUGGUUGGACAUCUACCUGACGUGGGAGACAGGCUGGAGCAGAGAUGGGGUUAAAGUUGAGGUAUCUUGGAAACCCUGAUAGGCAGAGUAAACAAAAUAAGGAAAUAAAUCUCAAGGUCCUGAAGAGCUGUUAGGAAAACAUGCAAAGUGGUAGAGGAGACUGCACGGUGCAGGCCAUGUGCAGGAAGGCAGGCUGGAGUCCUGCCUGAGCUUUAGCCCUAACCCAGUACCUCCUCCAUCAAGCUACCUCCUCCAUCAAGCUACCUCCUCCAUCAAGCUGCCUCCUCCAUCAAGCUGCCUCCUCCCUUUCACCAUUCUGUAACUCAGGUUCUUCCUUGAAAUGGAACCUAACGAUUGCCCGUCCUACCUACCUCACAGGGGUGUUGUGAGGACCAGUGCACAGAUGAACGGAUGUUCAGUUAGAUUUGUAGACACUGGGGUGUACCAGGAGUGGGGAAGGAGAACCCGCAGCAUGGGAGCACAGGUGUUGCCAAACCCAGGGCCACCGUAAGAGAUACUUGAGGAUAAGGUGGGCAUGCAUUGCUGGGAUGCUGGUAAGAGCUUGUGGUGCAAUGGGAGCCUAGACUCCUCCUGCAGGGCAUGGUGUGAACCAGGUGCUGUGUAGACCAGCCGCCCAUCUUUGUCAUGUAACUUAAUCCUGCUGUAGACAAAUAAAAGUUUUGACUGGUGUGGAGUUGUGGGUUUGUGUACUUCUUUCUCAUGGUAACUGAUCCUUUGUCACUUCCAUCCUGCUUCCUCUGUGUCUACCUGUGCUAGUUAUGUAUGUUACCCCACACACACACACACACACACACCGCCUACGUGUGCAUCCUAUACCCAGAUGAAGAAGCCCUCUCUGCAUGACAGCUAAGAAAUGAAUUUCUAAAAUUCAAUCAAUUCCAGAAAAUACCUUUCUUGAAAAUAACCCUAUGUUAUCAGUUAAUAACUUACACUCUCUACAGUCAGUAGAUAUUCCAGGCCAGUUAAAUUCUGUUCUGAACACAUGAGAAUUAUGUGGAAC
Messenger RNA from Mus caroli (Ryukyu mouse), 5173 nucleotides. RefSeq names its product Myb/SANT DNA binding domain containing 7 (gene Msantd7). Lineage: Eukaryota; Metazoa; Chordata; Mammalia; Rodentia; Muridae. The record is from RefSeq and is a predicted model, not a curated record.